Messenger RNA from Opisthorchis viverrini, 1545 nucleotides. RefSeq lists its product as hypothetical. Lineage: Eukaryota; Metazoa; Platyhelminthes; Trematoda; Opisthorchiida; Opisthorchiidae. The transcript has 6 exons. Bases 483 to 1400 code for a protein of 305 amino acids. The record is from RefSeq and is a predicted model, not a curated record. Gene Ontology annotation, biological process: response to cold.
CAGAACCGAUACUCUAUUCGUAACAAUAUCAUAAUGAGCAGGGCAAAUGCGUCCGGAGAGCGAAUAUUAUAAAGAAGCUCUUUAGAUGGAAUACUGUAUGGUUUUUUCACUUGCAUUUCUUUUAUUUCAGCAAAUUGGCAUAUUUCCUGGGCAUCAUGGAUUCGGCGGAACAGUUCCAUUCCAUAGUAAUCACCAGAGCGUGUUUCAUUUCGUCCGCAUUUCCUUGUUGAUACGGUCCAUUCGACGAAACCAACUGGUUCCUAAAUUUUGAACCGGGGGCACCUUCAUCCAGCUCAUCUCAUUUCCGUCUCAGAAUAUCAAGUUCUUACUUCAGCUAUGACAGUUGGCAAUUCUGAUAAAAGUUACACGUCCGCUUCCACACUUGUCAUGUGUUGCACCGCCGCCAUGAUCUCUGAGACUGGUACGAGCUUGUGAUUUUCAUUUCUAACGACCUAUGGUCCGCAGUCACUUAUCCACUUGAUAUGCUCAAAACUCGCAUCCAGGUUUUUUCCGAGCUGCGAAAACAGAAGAGCCAUCCUGGGAUUUGGAAACUCGCGGGGGCCACCAUUCGCACGGAAGGUUUCUUGCAACUUUGGCAAGGUCUUUCACCGGCUUUGGUUCGCCACCUAAUUUACACGGGAUCACGAGUACCAGUGUACGAACUCAUUCGCCGGGACGUAUUCGAUUUGCCCCCAGCCGCUCACUUUGCGGUCAAAUCUGAUGGGACCGAAAAAGACUAUCCGCCCUUGGACCGAAAUCCCGGCUUUGUUGUACGUGCGGCACUUGCAGGAGUAAUGGCUGGAGCUUUUGCGCAGUUCCUAGCCAGUCCCACAGAUCUUGUCAAGGUACGCCUUCAAACCGAAAUGAAAUGGAGAACUGAAGCGGCUCUCUCCGCAUUCGGAAGUUCCGUUCCUUCACCCUCAGCUUCACCGAAACGUCUCAGCUUCGUGGGUUGUCUAAAACAGCUCUACUCCGAAGGUGGUCCAACAGCACUCUGGCGUGGUGGCCUCGCCAAUGUGCAACGCGCGGCGCUAGUGAAUAUGGGUGAACUGACAACGUAUGACACGGCAAAGCGCUGGUUCGCCAUUCGGUUCCGAUUAAAGGACGGACCCCUUUUACAUAUUUGUGCUUCGACCAUGUCUGGCCUGGUCGCCGCUCUACUAGGGACACCGGCAGAUUUGAUCAAGACCCGGAUCAUGAAUCAGCGAGGCUCACUUCAGUCGAACGAGCUGCUCUAUAGUGGUGUGGUGGAUUGCGCCUACAAAAUUGUGAAAACAGAAGGAUUCUUGGCUUUGUACAAAGGCUUUUUUCUCAUCUGGGCGCGAUUGGCCCCGUGGUCUCUGACUUUCUGGCUUACCUACGAGAAAAUCCGUACUGUAUGUGGCGUGGGCGGCUUUUGAAUGUCACCUUCCGCGUGGACCAUCUUCAUAUGCCUUGCAUACUUGAUUUUACCUCCAGUUCCAAGCACCCCUCCUUUUUAUUGUGGCCAUUAUUUUUGUUGAUUCCCACGUUAGCUGCAAAUAGAGGCAACUAUUUUCAUUCGCA